This is a messenger RNA of Mucor velutinosus, 441 nucleotides long. RefSeq lists its product as uncharacterized. The coding region runs from base 1 to 441 and encodes 146 amino acids. The transcript has a single exon. NCBI's taxonomy places the organism in Eukaryota, Fungi, Mucoromycota, Mucoromycetes, Mucorales, Mucoraceae. The record is from RefSeq and is a predicted model, not a curated record.
AUGGUCAAGGCACUGUUCUUACUUGCUGCCCUAUGCUUGGUUUUCAUCCAGACCACAUACGCAAGUGUGUUUUCUCAACUUCAAUUCAUAAAGAUUUCAUCGCCAAAGAGUGGGCAAGAUCUCCGUGCUGGUGAAUACUUGACUGUCAAAUACGUUAUGCAACCUCUUAUUAAGAACAACGUCUCUGCUGGUAAGGCUCUCAAACUAAACAUCAACUUCCACAAGAGAACCGGAAACAAGAAGGAACAGCAAGUGGCCAUCAUUUCCCAUGGCUGUCCUGUUUCAGCAAAGGAGAAUAAAUAUGUCACCUAUACCAAAAAGUGGAAGAUCCCCAAGAGCACCAAGCCUGGAUCUUACGCUGUUGACUUUAAGGAACUUGUUCAACUUCGUCGUGGCCAAAUCACUGCUAUCGAAACUGUAAAGGUCAACGUUGUCGAUUAA